This is a messenger RNA of Podospora anserina S mat+, 2196 nucleotides long. RefSeq lists its product as uncharacterized. Lineage: Eukaryota; Fungi; Ascomycota; Sordariomycetes; Sordariales; Podosporaceae. Gene Ontology annotation, cellular component: Ino80 complex. The transcript is spliced from 2 exons. Gene Ontology annotation, biological process: regulation of DNA-templated transcription; double-strand break repair. The record is from RefSeq and is a predicted model, not a curated record. The coding region runs from base 1 to 2196 and encodes 731 amino acids.
AUGAAGCAAACGAGCUGGCCCGACGUGCCACCAAUUAAUCAGAAGAAUUACUACACGGACUACAUGAAGCGCGAUGACCAGAUCUUGUCGCUGAGGCUUCAAGCAGAGGCGAACCGAGACCGACUGGUACAAAACGCCAAAGACCGCGAUCGCGCACUCAACAACACCAAUGGCGACGUUACGCUUCCCGUCGACGACCUCCAGGGCGAGGAUGGUGGUCCUUCGUCGUCUUAUAUGGACCCGUCAAAGAUUAUCGUGAUACACCCGGGAAGUCAAAACUUGCGACUCGGCUUUGCGAGCGAUGCCCUCCCCAAGACCAUUCCCAUGGUACUUGCGACCAAGUACCCGCAAACCGAGUCUGAGAUGUACGAGGCGCUACCGCGACGCAAGUUUGAGGAGCGGGGCAUGGAUCAACAGCACGGCGAGGAAUGGUCAAAGAAGUACCAGAAGGCGUGCAACGACCUGAAGGUGGACAUGCGCCAAAACAAGCGGAAGGUGCUGCCUAAUUCCAAGGACCUUGUUGUCAACUUUAACAGAAGAACAGAACCAGAGAUCAUCUCGCAGCACAAUGACCCACUCCAAGUCGAAUGGACCGAUGUCAGCACGCUGGAGGAUGGUGGUUCAGAAUCUGCAGUAUUCAUUGGCCACCAAGCCCAGCGCGUGCCAGACGAUUCAAAUCCCAAGUUCAAGCUGUGGAGGCCGAUUCAGAAUGGCUGGUUGAACGAGAACGAGUACCCUACUCAGGCGCAUCUUUUCAACGACCUUGAGACAUUACUAGACCGAGCCUUUCGGUGGGAACUGGGACUGAAGAAGAGCACAGAGUGGAAGCAGUACAGCUGUGUCAUCAUUAUCCCAGAUCUUUACGACAAGAAGUAUGUCGAACAACUUCUACAUCUUUGCAUCGAAUGGUUCGAGUUUAGCAGGGUUGCGUUCAUUCAGGAGAGCAUGGCCGCGACCUUCGGUGCCGGUUACACUCAGGCCUGUGUGGUGGACUGCGGUGCGCAAAAGACCUCCAUCGCUUGCGUGGAAGACGGUCUCUGUAUCGAAGACUCGCGCAUCAACCUCAAGUUUGGCGGCUGGGAUGUCACAGAGACUUUCAUCAAGAUGAUGCUCUAUGAUAAUUUCCCAUAUCAAGAGAUCAACCUCCGUAGGAGAUAUGAUUUCCUGCUGGCCGAGGAACUCAAGAUCAAGUAUUGCACUUUGUCGCAAGCCAACAUCUCGGUCCAAAACUACGACUUCCACCUACGCGCUCCGAACCAGCCGACGCGGAAGUACAUGUUCAAGUGCUACGAUGAGGUUAUUCUCGCCCCUAUGGGUUUCUACGAUCCAUCGAUAUUCGACAACAGCCACAAACUGGACAAGAGGCGACAUCUGAUCGACCGGUCCUACAACGCUUAUGAUGUUGACAUGCCUGACGACCCUACCUCUGCCGCCCAGCUCGCCAUCCUGGCACAUAUCCAACCCUCCGUCACCCAAACCACUAUCCCGGCAUCUUCCUUCACCGGCGCCCCUGGCGAGAUGGGUAUGGCAACCCCAAGUAAGGAAAGGUCCAACCCGUUCAACUUCCUCGGCCACAACCACAAUGCCAGCGCGACCCCAGGCACAUCCAAAGCCCCCUCCCCAGCCCCGGACGCUGGUGUCUCAACCCCCGUCCCCGCCCCUUACAUGUUCGGCGCAUCCUCCCGUGAUCUCAACGGCUCCCCCGCCCCCUCCGCCCGCAACGGCGGCACCCCCGCACCAAACGGCUCCUUCCUCUUACCAACAACCUCCUUCGACAACAACCCAACCUCAAACCAACCCCUCCAGCGAACAGCCAAAGAUCUCGCCACAGAGCGGGACUCUGUCCUCCCCGUCGCCCCCCUCGACAUCGCAAUCAUGACAUCAAUCCAAAACGCGGCCAAGGGGGACGAGAAAAAGGUGAGAGAGUUGCUAGGGAGCAUCAUGGUUGUCGGCGGGGGUGCCAAGAUUCCGCAUUUUGCCCCGUUCUUGGAGGAGAGGUUGAGGGCGAGGAGGCCGGAUCUGCAGGACAAGAUUUUGGUGAGCAGGAGCGCGAGGGAGAUGGACGAGCAGGUUGUUGUUUGGAAGGGGGCGAGCGUGUUUGCCAAGCUGGCGACGAAUGAUAGUUGGAUUACGGGGGGAGAGUAUAAGGUGCUGGGGAGUAGGUGUGUUUAUCAUAAGGUGCUUUGGCAGUAUUAG